Messenger RNA from Mesorhabditis belari, 732 nucleotides. The record is from the annotation of a GenBank genome assembly. Lineage: Eukaryota; Metazoa; Nematoda; Chromadorea; Rhabditida; Rhabditidae.
AUGAGACACUUGCUGUGUUUGUUAGGCUUGCUUGCCGUUACGUCUGCUCUUCAACAGUUUUCUGUGAAAGACGGUGGAAAAACGUGUUUUUUGUUGGAGGCCGAUGUUGAAGGAGAGAUUAAAUGGAAAGAUGGAAACGAAACAAAGUCAUUCUCGUGGAAGCUCGACAAAGUGACACAGCAAAGCGGAGAGUGUAACGGGAAACGUGAGGGGCUCAAAUCGAACCGUUUGGAGGCUCAAUUCUUGCCUAAGGACACCUCAUCGGGACAAUACGGACAACUCUGGAUCUUCACUUUGGAGCUAGUUCAACAAACCGGUGAUAACAAAACCUACGAGUUGGUCGAUUGGAGUUUGUCCUUUACGCCACGAGUCGGAAUCAAUAUUACUGACACCUACCGAAAGACCAAAGAUGCCGUCACGGACCUUUCCGCUUUUGGAUCCAACGCUUACAAGUGCUCAAAUGUUGGCCUGGCUUUGGAUGCGGCUGAUGGAUCGGGUGUGGGAUCGGUGUUGACACUGAAGUCUGUUCGAGCUGUCGCUUUUGCCAGCAUCGAUGGAGACAAGUUCCCAGAGAAACAAGUCUACGAAGUGUGCAGUCUUGACUCCAAGACUUCGGACAUUGUCCCAAUCAUCGUUGGAGCUUGUUUGGCUGGAUUGGUGGUUGUUGUGCUUGUUGCUUAUUUGGUGGGACGUGCUCGUGCAAAGAGACAAGGAUAUGCUUCCCGUUUAAGU